This is a messenger RNA of Quercus robur (English oak), 2801 nucleotides long. RefSeq lists its product as uncharacterized. The coding region runs from base 508 to 1932 and encodes 474 amino acids. The transcript is spliced from 8 exons. Gene Ontology annotation, cellular component: membrane. Gene Ontology annotation, molecular function: fluoride transmembrane transporter activity. Gene Ontology annotation, biological process: fluoride transmembrane transport. The record is from RefSeq and is a predicted model, not a curated record. Lineage: Eukaryota; Viridiplantae; Streptophyta; Magnoliopsida; Fagales; Fagaceae.
UCAACUGUCCCAAGAGGCAACUACGACCAUAUACAUUUUUGGAGCUGAGCGAGGGAGGGAGGGCACUCUCUCAUUCUCUCUCUCUCUCUGCUGCACCAUUCUUCUUCUCUCGUUCCUGUUAUAGCCGAAACCCUUUUCGGUCUUUCAGGAAAACAAGCAACAAGAACUCACUCACUCACUCAGAGAACCAUUGCGAUUCUAUUUUUCUUUUUUCAUUUGCUCGCAGAUUCAAAAAAAAGCAUUCGCUUCUGUUUCAUCGAUUCUCUCACGUACGUACGGUUCACCCAUUGCCGUGUUGAAUGAGAAGUCUUAGAAAACUGUUUCACCAGCGCUCUGUUCGAUUUUGACUUGACCUUCUUACAACUUGUUUGGUUCAUUAUAGUUUUUUAAAUUGGUGGAAACGUACAAGUUAUAUGCAUCAGUUUUGAUCUUGCAAUCUGCUGAUCUAAUAGUGACUAUUGAAGUUAGUCCAAGAGUAAUCAAGCCUUGAGGUUCUGGUGGGAAGUCAUGGAUAUUGGGACUGCUGACUCUGAACCUAGACGAAGUGGAUCAUUUAGUUGCACAAGCAGUGCCAAUUCUUCAUUGAAAAGGCGUUCUAUAAGUUUGUCAGCAGCUGCACCUGUUCAUAUUGAUGAUGACAUUGAAAGUGAGAUUGUCUCAGAGGCAGGAGAUAUCGGGGAUCGGGCUCUUCAUAGCAACAGGCACAGUGAGAGUAGCAGCUACCGCUUUUCUGUUGAUCAUGCAUUAGAGAAUGGAGUAUCUGCUCCCACUUCUGGGGAUAAUCUGUUGCACCUUAAUAGGUAUUGGUCUCGUGAUCCACCAACAAUGACUGCGAUCUCCGUAGUGACACCAUUGCCUGAGGAAAUCAUAUCUCCCCUUUCCAAAGAUGCAAUUGUGUGCUCUAAAGACAAAAAGCAAGACGAUAAGGAAAGGUUGCCAAAGUUAUUGGAAUAUGCUUUGUGCCUCAUUCAUUUAGCUGUUUUUGGAAUUCUUGGGGUUUUGACAAGGUAUGUGCUAAAAAAGCUGUUUGGUCCCGGAGUCGCUGGCUUGACAAACGAUGAAAACAUUUUGUACCUUGACCUUCCUUCCAAUAUGGUUGGUUCUUUCUUGAUGGGGUGGUGGGGUAUUGUUUUCAAAGCAGACAUAUCCAGCGUGUCAGACUACCUAGCAAUAGGAUUGACAACCGGUUAUUUGGGAAGUCUUACAACUUUCAGCGGUUGGAACCAGAAAAUGCUUGAUCUUAUUGUUGAUGGCCACUGGGUGCUUGCUGUGCUUGGUUUUCUUGUAGGCUUGUUUCUUGCGGCCUAUGCCAUUAUUUUUGGGAUUGAGACAGCCAAGGGUUUCAGGUGGCUUCUAACAAGGCGAAAUGCGUGUACAGGAAGUGGCACUUCAAGCUCAAGCUGCAACUGGAGGGUGAACAGCUUCAAGCGUCACUUAGCAGUCAUGGUGGUGUUGAUUUUGAUGCUAGGCUUGUUAUGGGGUGCAUUUGGAGCACUGUUGAGGGAGGAGUUUAGCAGUGGCAGCAGUGGUGCUCAGCUAUGGUUGGCUUGUUUUGUUGGACCUCCAGGUGUGUGGAUCAGGUGGUUCUUAGCCAGACUUAAUGGGCGUGGGUUAGGCAGGGCUGGUUUGUUUAAAUGGGUGCCAUUUGGGACUCUAGCGGCCAAUGUUUCUGCAGCCUGCGUCAUGGCAGCACUAUCUACUGUGAAGAAAGCUGUGAAUAGCCAGACUUGUGAUACUGUGGUAUUGGGCAUACAACUUGGAUUCUUGGGCUGUCUGAGUACUGUCUCUACCUUCAUUGCCGAGUUCAAUGCAAUGAGAGAAAGCGAACGCCCUUGGAGGGCAUAUGCAUAUGCCUUGAUUACCAUUUGCAUCUCAUUUGGGUUGGGGAUAUUAAUAUACUCUGUACCUGUUUGGACAAAGGGGUAUGGGUAAAUAUGUUUUUGUUUUUUUGUUUUUUGGUGGAGGUAGAGCAUGUUGAUGGCAGCCUUUUUGUGUAAAUCAUAUAUGCCUUUAUAUCAAGUUGACAUUUAGUUGACCAAAAUUCCGAGGAGAUAGUUAUAAUCAGCAUGUAUGACUUGAUAUCAAGUUGGCAUCCAGUUGCCUAGAAAGCUGAGGGAUCCUAAAAAUUCGUAUAGGUACUACAGAAUUAUCAACAGAUAGAGUAUUUUGUUUAUAAGUUCAGUGUAAAGUGGUGGUUAUGCCAUCAUGCCUUUGCAAGUGCCAGACAUUUUGAAGCACAUUUUGCUUUGUUAACAUUUGUAUAGGAGGUCCUUGAUCUUGAAAUCUGUGUCGAUGAUUGAUGUACUUUUUUUUUUUUUUUAAUAAUUUAACAGUUGGGGGAGGGGGGUUUCUAAUCCCGAAUAUCUCCCUUGUAAAUAUCACGAAGAGCCUAUUGAGGUAAGGCACUUGGCAUUGACAUUUGACAAUUAACAAAUGUGAAUUGAGCGUAGAGUUGUGGAUGGUGUGCACCAAUUUUGCCCUCAAGCUCAGAGCUUCAACUCCCUAUUCUAGUUUUUAACGUAUUAGGCACUUUGGUUGACUUAUGCGGAGUUUUAUUGUCUGCUCGAAGAAACGGCCUAGUGCAGGAGAUGUGCGUCAUGGUAAAUUGUAGUGAACUUUGACCAAAGUUUCAGAAGUGUUUGCCAGUCAUUCCAUGGCCAAGCUUGAAAUGCAUUUAAUGCAAUCUUUAAAAGGAGCAAUACGCUGUGAUUUUUUUUUUUUUUUUUUUUUUUUUUUUUUUAAUUUAGAAAUUUGGUUAUUCACUGGCAGCAUGAAUUGAAGUUGAAUGGGUUUUGUUUGAA